AUGGGCCGCGGGGCCUGCGCCCCUUCGGAGGCGUUGGGGGUGCCGGGGCUGGGCCGCUGGUUCGGAGCUGUCCUGGGCGCCCUGUGCCUGCUCCCCUUGCUGGCGCUGCUGGCCCUGCCGGGGAUCCCCGCAGCGCAGGGAGACGUGGCUGCGCCAGAUCCUGCGGGUGUCCCUGCCACCCCAGUCUCCAGCCCGCCACCCCAUCAGGUGCCCCGCAGACGCCGCUACACUUUGACCCCGGCCAGGCUGCGCUGGGACCACUUCAACCUGACUUACAGGAUCCUCUCCUUCCCACGGAACCUGCUGAGUCCCAGGGAUACCCGUCGGGGCCUGGCUGCCGCCUUCCGCAUGUGGAGCGACGUGUCCCCCUUCAGCUUCCGAGAGGUGGCCCCCGAGCAGCCCAGCGACCUCCGCAUAGGCUUCUACCCCAUCAAUCACACGGACUGCCUGUCUUCGGCCCUGCACCACUGCUUCGACGGCCCCACGGGCGAGCUGGCGCACGCCUUCUUCCCCCCGCAUGGUGGCAUCCACUUCGACGACAGCGAGUACUGGGUGCUAGGCCACACACGCUACAGCUGGAAGAAAGGCGUGUGGCUCACGGACCUGGUGCACGUGGCAGCCCACGAAAUUGGUCACGCGCUGGGCCUGAUGCACUCGCAGCACGGCCGGGCCCUCAUGCACCUUAACGCCACGCUGCGCGGCUGGAAGGCACUGUCGCAGGACGAGAUGUGGGGGCUGCACCGGCUCUAUGGCUGCCUGGAUAGACUCUUCGUGUGUGCUUCCUGGGCACGGAGAGGUUUCUGCGAUGCCCGCCAGAGGCUCAUGAAGCGGCUGUGUCCCAGCAGCUGCGACUUUUGUUACGAGUUCCCCUUCCCCACGGUGGCCACCACCCCACCUCCCCCAAGGACCAAGACAAGGUUGGUGCCUGAAGGCAGGAACAUGACCUUCAGCUGUGGCCGGAAGAUCCUGCAUAAGAAGGGGAAAGUGUACUGGUACAAGGACCAGGAGCCCCUGGAGUUCUCCUACCCCGGCUACCUGGCACUCGGGGAGGCACACUUGAGCAUCAUCGCCAACGCCAUCAACGAGGGCACCUACACGUGUGUGGUGCGCAGGCACCGGCAGGUGCUCACCACCUACUCCUGGCGAGUCCGUGUGCGGAGCUAGUGUGCCCACUGUGGCCCACAGGAAGGGGCGGACUGAUAAAGCGCUUUCUCUACGA
Molecule: messenger RNA, 1219 nt
Organism: Echinops telfairi (small Madagascar hedgehog)
Lineage: Eukaryota; Metazoa; Chordata; Mammalia; Afrosoricida; Tenrecidae
Gene: MMP23B
Product: matrix metallopeptidase 23B
Exons: 8
Coding region: 1-1164 (387 amino acids)
Biological process (GO): proteolysis; extracellular matrix organization; collagen catabolic process
Cellular component (GO): extracellular matrix
Molecular function (GO): metalloendopeptidase activity; zinc ion binding
Source: RefSeq, a predicted model, not a curated record